AUUGGUUCCCUGGCCUAUGAAAUGAGGGCUAUUAUGGUGAGGAAGGCCAAACAGAAGCUACCAGAAUUCCAUCUAUACAGAAGAAUAGGAAAUCAAAAGCAGUACCAGAUUGCAGGGUUUGCAGAGAUUAUUGCCAGCAUGAAAGACUUAAAGGAUGCAGUGGUAGUUCCCGCCACAUCCCCAUUCAACUUGCUUAUUUGGCCUGAAAGGACAACUGGAUCUUGGGGCAUGACAGUGAAUUAUUGUAUGUUUAGCCAGAUGGUGAUUCCAAAAGCCACUGUACCAGACGUGGCUUCAUUGCUUGAGCAAAUUGACACAUCCCCUUGGUACCUGACAUGCAACUUGAUCAGGGAAAUGCUUUUCUCCAUCCCUGUCAAUAAGGCUCACCAGAAGUUGUUUGCUUUCAGCCAAGGCUAGCAAUACACUUCCACUGUCCCAUCUCAGGGGUAUAGUAACUCUCCAGCCCACUACAGUUUAGUUCACAAAGAUAUCGAUUGCCCUCUCUCUCCACAUAGUAUCAUGUGGGCUCAUUACAUAGGUGACUUUUUGCUGGUUAGGUCUAGUGGACAAGAAGUAGUAACUACCCAGUACAUUUGUGCCAGAGGGUAUUAAUCCAACAAAAAUCUAGUGCCUUCUCCCUCAAUGAAAUUUCUAGAGCUUCAGUCAUGUGGGAUAUGUCAAGAUAUCCCUUAUAUGGUAAAGGAAAAGUUGCAUCUAGCUGCUGCUACAACCAAAACAGAGUCACGCCUAGUACACGUCUUUAAAUUUUGGAAGCAACAUAGGUUUCAGUUGGGUGUGUUAGUCUGGCCCAUUUACUGCGUAACCUGAAAAGCUGCAAGAUUUGAGAGAGGCCCAGAACAGCAGAGGCUAUACCAGGUCCAGUUGCCUAUGCAAACUGCUCUGCGAUUUGGGCCACGUGAUUUUGCAGAUCCAUUGAUGUUUAAAGUGUUAGUGACAGACACAGAUGCUGUUUGAGUCAUUGGCAGGUAGGUCCCUGUAGGUGAAUCACAGCACAGACCUUUAAAAUUUUGGAGUAAAGCCCUGCUAUCCUCCACAGUCAGCUACUCCCCUUUUGAGAAAUAUCUCUGGACCUGCUACUGGGCUUUAGUAGAGACUGAAUAUUUAACCAUGGACCAUCAAGUUACCAUGCAACCUGAACUGAAGUGUAAUCUGAUCACCCAAGUCAUAAAAUGCGCAGCAGCACCCUAUAAUGAAAUGAGAAUAUAUCUUCUCUCGCCCAAGCUGUACCUAUGGCCUGAUGGGGAGCUCCCUAUGAUUUUGUUUACGGAUCCUUCUGCUCAAUAUGUAGGUACCACCUGCACAUGGACAGCUGCAGCACUAAGCCCCAUAUUUGUGACAUCCCCGAGGGACAGUGCUAAAAGAAAAUUCUCGCAGUAAGCAGAACUUUCGGCAGUGCACCUGGUUAUUCAUUUUGCGGUGAGAUUAUGACCAGAUAUGAGAUUAUAUAAAUCAUGGGUUCUGGCCAAUGAUUUGACAGCUCAGAGACGCAAAAUUGGUGACAAAGAAACUUGGGGAAGAGGUAUGUAGAUAGACCUCUCUGAAUGGGCAAAAAAAUGAAGAUAUUUAUUUGUGUCCUGCGUGAAUGGUCACCACAGGAUAACCUCAGCAGGAGAGGAUUAUAAUCAAGUGAAUAGGGUGACUCACUCUGUGGCUAUUAUUCAGCCUCUCUCCGCAAACACCCCUGUCAUCAUUCAAUGGGCUCAUGGACAAAGUGGCCGUGGUGGCAGGGAUGAUGGUUAUGUGCAGGCUCAGCUACAUGGACUUCCACUCACUAAGUCUCACCUAGACACAGCUGCUGCUGGAUGUUUAAUCCAUCAGCAGCAAAGACUAACACUGAGCUGCCACUAUGACGACCGUCCCCAGGGUGAUCAAUCAGCUACCUGGUGACAGGUUGAUUACAUCAAACCACUUCCGUCAUGGAAAGGGCAGCAUUUUGUUCUUACUGGAAAACACUCUGGAUACAGAUUUGCCUUCCUUGCACUCAGUGUUCUUGCCAAAACCACCAUCAUUGGUAUGCCACACAGUGUUGCCUCUGCUCAAGGGACUCAUUUCCCAGCAAAAGAAGUGCAGCAAGGAGCCCAUGCUCAUGGAAUUCACUGGUCUUACCAUAAUCCCCCUGACCCUGAAGCAACAGCCUUGAUGGAGCAGUGGGAAGACCUUUUGAAAAAUCAGUUUUGGCACCAGCUAGGUGACAGUACCUUACAGGGCCGGGGCAAGGUUCUCUACAAGGCUGUAUACACUCUUAAUUAGCAUCCAAUAUAUGGUACUGUUUCUCCUUAAAGCCAAAAUUCAUAGUAAAGGGUAAAGGGAUCCAUAAAUCAAGAACUGAAAAUAGGAGUGUUACCACUCACUAUUACUCUAGCACAAUUUUUGCUUCCUGUUCCCAUUACUUUAUGCUCUGCUGGCCCAGGGUUCUUCGUUCCAAAGGGAGGAAUGCUCCCCGUAGGAGACACAACAAUGAUUCCAUUGAACUGAAAGUUAAAAGGCUGCUUAACUUUUUUUGCAGGGCGCUUUGGACUCAUCAUGCCUCUAAAUCAACAGGCAAAGAAGGGAGUUACUGUGCAGGCUGAGGUGAUUGAUCCUGACUACCAAGGGGAAAUUGAAUUGCUACUUCACAAGGGAGAUAAGGAAGAGUAUGUCUGCAAUGUAACAGACACUUUAGGAUGUCUUUUGGUGUUACCAUGUCUUAUAAUUAGGGUCAAUGGAAAACUACAAGAAUCCAAUCCAGGCAGGACUAAUAGACCAAACCCCUUCCAAAAGAACGUUUAGGUCCCUCCACCAGGUAAAGGACCAAAACUGGCUGAGCUGUUUGAUGAGAUCAAAAGGAAUACAGAUAGGGGUUGUGGACAGAAAGCGGCAUUAGAGGCGAAAAGCAGCAGCGAUGCGGAGCGCAAAGCAACCAAAGUCCCUAGGCUUCCCGUGGCGCCGCUCCGGAGCACUGGAGACGCCAGGCUCUGCGGGGGUGGGCAUCCGGACACCAGCUCGGACGACAACAUCCGGCUUAGCCGGCCCCAGACCACCCAGUCGGGGGCCCCCCGGCUCCAUCUGGGCCUUAUCGACCCACCUCUGGAGCCAUCCACGUCUCGGGCCUCUUCGUCACUUCCGGCACGCGCGCCAGCCCGCGGAGAGGGACCAGGCCCGGGCACGCGCGCGCGGCUGCUCGGGGGCGCGCAGGAGGGCGGGGCGGGGGAAGGGGGAGUGUCUGCUUGCGGCCACCGGUCGGUCCCGCGGCUGCUACCGCUGCUGUUUGUGCAGCCGCCGGGGCAGGGGAGUUCGCUGAAGCUCCGCGCUCAGAACUGGCCCAGUGUUCCCGCCGGUGCUCAGGGCAUCAGCGCCGGGAGGACUCACCGCCCUGACCUGUACUAA
This is a messenger RNA of Pteronotus mesoamericanus, 3387 nucleotides long. RefSeq lists its product as uncharacterized. NCBI's taxonomy places the organism in Eukaryota, Metazoa, Chordata, Mammalia, Chiroptera, Mormoopidae. Gene Ontology annotation, molecular function: nucleic acid binding. The record is from RefSeq and is a predicted model, not a curated record.